Messenger RNA from Scomber japonicus (chub mackerel), 5745 nucleotides. RefSeq names its product suppressor of glucose, autophagy associated 1 (gene mtcl2). Bases 1 to 5745 code for a protein of 1914 amino acids. NCBI's taxonomy places the organism in Eukaryota, Metazoa, Chordata, Actinopteri, Scombriformes, Scombridae. Gene Ontology annotation, biological process: regulation of autophagy. The transcript is spliced from 25 exons. The record is from RefSeq and is a predicted model, not a curated record.
AUGACAAAAACAAAGGAGGUUGAUGUCCAUAACUCUCCGGCUCACCUCGUCUUCGCCUCGCCCAAGGAACGGAGACUCCAUCUCCGGCAGAAGAUGGAAAGCGGAGGCGGGACGGAGGGCUCGGACAGCGGGCAGGCGCAGCACGCGGUGGCCGGGCAGCAGCAACAAAACCCCCGGCCUGAAACCGCGGAGCUGUCUGCGGUGCUACCAGCUCCGGGCGAGAAGAAGAAGAUAAACCGUGCUCCAUCCCCGGCCAGGCCGAAGGAUGUGCCCGGGUGGUCGCUGACAAAGAUCCGCGGAGGGAUUGGGACCCCGACCCUGAGCGUGAAGCCGGGAGCCAUCCACUUGGGUAGCCGCCUUUCCAGACGCAGUCCCGUAGGAAGCCUCAGUGGAAAGGACAGUAAAGCCGAAAGGAGUGGAGGUGGCAAGCCGGCAGGCAAAGCUUCCUUCUCCGCCGCAGCAUUGUCCAAGACCACGGCGGCCAAGGGGGGCAAAGGCACUGGAGGGCGAAGGAAGGUAUCGGACGCCAGCAUAGGAUCGGAUGAUUUAUCAAAGGACUCUGGCUGUGCCCCUGGGAAGCUUUCCCCGACCGACAGCAGCUCCGAGCUCUCGGACUGCGCCUCUGAGGAAAACAAGCUCUCCACGGACGCUGUGAGCAGUGACGCCGAGUCGAGGAGCAGCCGAGGCGGUGGACUGGAUGGAGACAACCCGCUCAGGAAUGGCACGUCCGCGGAUAGAGCUAGUCAACAAGCCGCCGCCAAAUCCGGGGGCUCCUCCGCGGAGAAGGACCGGCUCUCCAUUGGUGUGGAGACCGGGGAAGGGAGCAUAUCCCCCGGCGAGGAGCGCUCCGUCACCUCGUUUGACAGCAGGGUGCCUGCCAGCACGUCCCUGGCUUUCUCAGACCUCACAGAUGAAUUUAUGGACGGGAUGCAUGAGGAGUUUGUCAGGGAAAUAGAGGAGUUGAGAUCCGAGAACGAUUACCUCAAAGAUGAGAUGGAGGAGUUGAGGUCUGAGAUGUUGGAGAUGAGGGACAUGUACAUGGAGGAAGACGUCUACCAGCUGCAGGAACUACGGCAACAGCUGGAGCAGGCAAACAAGACCUGCCGCAUCCUGCAGUACAGGCUGAGGAAGGCCGAGCGGCGGUCCCUCCGUGUGGCCCAAACAGGGCAGGUGGACGGCGAACUGAUACGAACUCUGGAGCAAGACGUCAAAGUGGCGAAGGACGUGUCCAUCCGUCUCCACAGCCAGCUGGACAGCGGGGAGAAGAAGAGGACUCGUUUAGAGCAGGAGAACGAGGAACUGAGGGUCAGACUACAGGACCUGGAGGUCGCCAAACAGGUCCUGCAGCAGGAGAUUGACAAGAACUCCCAGAAGAAAAGAGGAGCACGACCCAACAAUAAACCUGACAAGAAGCCCAGUCCACAGGAAGACAGUUCAGACCUGAAAUGCCAGCUCCACUUUGCCAAAGAGGAAUCAGCCCUGAUGUGCAAGAAGCUGACCAAGCUGGCGAAGGACAACGAGGCCAUGAAGGAGGAACUGGCCAAGUUCAGGUCGCUGUACGGGGACGUCGACGCCUCUCUCACUGUGGAGGAGGUUGCUGACUCGCCCCACACCCGUGAGGCAGAGGUCAGAGUCCACUUGAAGUUGGUGGAGGAGGAGGCCAACCUGCUGAGUCGACGCAUUGUGGAGCUGGAGGUGGAGAACAGAGGGCUCCGAGCUGAAAUGGAUGAUAUGAAGGGACCACAAGACGGUCCUCAUGAACUUAGUGGCGGUGGUCUGGGUGCAGGACUUGGCCUAGGAGGAGGAGCCAUGGUGCUUGGAGGGGGGGCUUCAUCUGAAAACGUCAUGGAGCUCCAGAGACACCUCCAGUUUGUGGAGGAGGAGGCGGAGCUCCUGAGGAGGUCGCUGAUCGAGUUGGAGGAACAGAACAAACUCCUGAUGAAUGAGAUCAACCGCUACAAAUCUGAACUACCACCGCCAACGUCCACGCUGUCGUCCAAUUCGCUGACGUCGCUGGCAGACGGGCUGCUCAAUGACAGCCCAGUGCACUCUAUACAGGAAGGGGCGGUGCUUAUCAGCACAGACACCCCACCUCAGGAGGAGGAGCUCAGACUGGCAAGGCUUCAGAUCGGAGAACUGAGCGGGAAGGUGAAGAAGCUUCAGUAUGAGAACCGAGUGCUUCUGUCCAACCUGCAGCGCUGUGAUCUGGCCUCCUACCAUGCUCCUUCGUCCUCCUCCUCAUCCUCUUCACUACGACUAGCUCUGGAGACGGAUGCAGAGGCUGGAGACUCAGCUGAGUGCCUCCCUACCAGCCCGCCACACCGCAAGGAGCCAGUAGGGGGUGAGAAUGAGGCCCUGGAGAUCAAAGAACGGAAAAAGAAGAUAGAGGACAACGCUGACAUAACAACCUCACUCCCUGGGUGCCUGGGGCAGAAGGACCAUGAUGCCUUGCUGGCCAUGAGGGACCAGGCUCGCUUGGUUUCCACAGCGAUACAGCUCCUGACCUCCCCCGAGUCUAACUGCCUCUCCUCCUCCCCUUCUAUCUACCACAAGGUCUGCAACAGCGAGGCAGCAGAGCCGUGUGACCUGGAGAAACCUCAGCCUCACAGCCAGAUUUCAGAGCUGUCUGACCUGGCAGACCGGCCUCUGGUUGGUGCUCUGACCAGCAGGCUCCAGGCCUUACACACCCAGCUACAGGCCUUUGUGGAACAUGUAGACAACCUGGGUAAAUCCCCAGCAGGUGGGAGGGACCCUCAGGUGGAAGGAGCAUCUCCCCUGACCUCACCCUGCACCUCCCUGCCCUCCUCUGGAGACAACCUUGAUGGACUGAACACUGCUGAGCAGAAGCAGCCUGAUUAUAGGCACCAAUCAGAGCCAGAGGUGAAAAGUGAAACAGAUGAGAAGAGCCAGUCUGACAGCAACGAGACACAAAACCACAAAACCGGACAGUUGGAGCAGGAAGAGGGAGAGAAAGACGAUUCACUGCUCAUCCAGUCCAGUGACCUCCAGGCCCGGCUAUAUGAAGUAGAGGAGUCUGCUCAAGGAGCUCAGGAGGAACUGGAGAAGGAGAGGCAGGCUCAGAGGGGAAUCGCUCUCAAACUCACACAGCUCCAGGAGGAGAACCAGAAGGCUCUGCUCCGUCGGGACUUCCAGCUCCAGAGUUUGGGGCUCCAGGCUCGACUUCAGCAGAAGUUGUGGAGCCAGGAGAGGACUCUGCUGGUCCAAGAGUCUCAGCACCUCAAACAGGCCCUGCUACUGCUCAGCCUCAAGCUACGCUGCUUCCUCAAACAGUGGAGGCUGGGCUGCAAGAAGGACACAGAGUGGAAAGAUAUCUUGGAGAUGAACAGCCUGAAGGACCUCUACCUUCUGUUAGAGGAGGAGAACCUGACAAGUCCCGCCCACCAGACUGACAAGAGGGCUGCUGCUGAUGAACAACCACUCAGCCCAACCAUCAAGUCGAGCGCUGUGAGCAGCACCCUGGCGGACCUGAAGGUGGCGCUGCAGGAUCUGAGUGGAGAGCUGCGACAGGAAAGACAAGGCUCCCAGGAACUCACCCAGCAGUUUGCAAAGGCCAAGGCAUCAUGGGAAGUGGAGAGGACUGAACUAAAGAGCCUAAUCACGCAGCUUGAGACCAAAGCAGGCAAAGCAGCAGCAGCCCUGUCCUCCACUGAUGCAUUGGAUCCUCCAGACCUGAAGGUGGCCCUAAAGAGGGAGCGUGAGGAACACCAGCACCUCCUUGCUGAGUCUUAUGCAGCUGUGAUGGACCAAACUAAACAGCUUCAGAUCGGAGAGAGAAACUGGGGCAGAGAGAAGCUGGAGCUGCUGGAGAGGUUCAGCCAGGAGAGAGCUCAGUGGGAGCAGAGACUGAGAGAGGCCACUGCACAACAGGGGAAGAGGAGGAGGUCAAAGUCAUCAGGUGCUGAGUCCUCUGCAGACUUGGUCGUUGCUAAUGGAACAGGGUCACCAAGGACCAAAUCCACAUCAGACCUGGAUGGCCCAGAGGUCAACGGAGCAGCCAACCGCAAAGAGAAGUUUUCAGUCCCACCACUUUUGAGUCACCCAGAGCUGGGUGACCUCACCAGGAAGAACUGGACCUACCUGACUAAUGAGACCCCAGAGGUUUGGGAUACAUGUAAAACUUGGGACGGCCCCAGUGGCUCCUGCAGCAGCUUAGUAGGGUCAGAGUUGAAUCUGGAGUCUGUCCAGAGGAGCUACACUGCUCCUGACCGCACUGGCAUUCGGAUCUACUACAGUCCUCCUGCUGUACGGCGUAUGGAGCACCGUAGAAGGAACCAGGAGGCCAAAGAACCACAGCAGGUUCUGAACGGGAGUGGAUCAGACACAGGCGUGGCAGCAGUAGAAACCCUGGAGGUUCAGCAACCUUCACCCUCCUUUUCAUCUUCGUAUGAGCAGUGGCUGAGCUCACUGUCCAAGCAGCACAGGGAGCUGCUGGAGAGUAGAAGUGGCUGUUUCACCAGCUCAAUCCCCAGUGUCAACAACGGCGUCAGUGGAUCGGCCAACAGCGUGGUUGAUGGGAUGACAUCUUCGUCAGCAUUCCACGGCCUGGAGAUCGGAGAGAUUUCAGCAAACUUGAGUGAUGACAUGAAGGAGAUGACCAACUGCGUCCGCCAGGCCAUACGCUCCUCCUCUCUGGAGAGAAAAUCUAGCAAAGAAUCCGGAAGUCAGGUUGUCGGCAUGUCCACCAGGUCCACGCAGACCGCUACCCAGUACGUCAGCAUUGGGCUUCAAACUGACAACCUUCCCAGUAGCAGGGGGUCAGGUUUACAAUCUAAAGCCUGGUCUCCCCGUCCUUCAUCAACAACCACCUCUUCGUUAGCAUCAGCCCGAACUCGGCAGAUAUCAACGUCACUGGACAAAGUUCACGGCCGCAUCGAUAGGCCAUGCUGUUCACCAAAAUAUGGAUCACCAAAACUACAACGCAGAGUGUCCUCUGGCUCCACCUCCAGAUUGGAUGCGACUUCCUCCUCUAGGGACCGCAGCCUGUGGAGCCUCCAGCAGAGACCCAUUAGUGGAGGUGGAGGCUCAGCCUGGGCUCGCUCCACCACCACCAGGGACAGCCCUGUCCUGAAUGGCCUCAAUGAUGGCCUCUCCAGCCUCUUCAGCGUGGUGGAACACGCUGGAAGCACUGAGUCACUCUGGAGGGGUGAUGGAGGAGCCAGCCAAGUUGCCAGUCCAGCACGGCACCCUCCUGCCGCAGGAAAACCCUCUGCCGGGGCAAUCUGCACGUCCGACCCUGGCCCCCAGCGUUAUGGAGGCCUGGUCCAAGAGUUCUUCAAGAAUGUCUGCAGCAGCCGUGGCCAGGCAGGUGUCACCUUGCCUGGAGAGAGGGUGCAAAGAGACCUCCCCGGAGUUGUGGGUGUGGGUUACAACAGCGUGGAUGAGCCCAAGCCAGAGUGUGUGCCAGCUGGGGUUGGAGGGCUUGGAGCCCUGACUGGAUUGAGUGGAAGCAACGACAAUGUGACCAGAAUUGUUAAUAAGAGGUUUAUGAGACAGACAGCCGGCGAGGAGAUGGUCAGUAUCAUGGGAGGAGGGAAGGAAACAACGAGCAACACCGGUGCUGCAGGAUCUGGAACGGAGGAUGCACCCUGUGACUGUGCUGCUCAGUCCUCCUGCCUCGCCCGGCCAUCAAGAGCGGUCACUCGCCAUUCACUCAGCCAGUGCAAACACCGACCACAAGAGUCUCCGGCGGCAUCCGAGGAGAAGGGAGAAGUGUGCAUCGAGUGA